Sphaeramia orbicularis (orbiculate cardinalfish) is the source of this 1667-nucleotide messenger RNA. RefSeq names its product RAB36, member RAS oncogene family (gene rab36). Gene Ontology annotation, molecular function: GTP binding; GTPase activity. The coding region runs from base 145 to 957 and encodes 270 amino acids. NCBI's taxonomy places the organism in Eukaryota, Metazoa, Chordata, Actinopteri, Kurtiformes, Apogonidae. The transcript has 11 exons. The record is from RefSeq and is a predicted model, not a curated record.
CAGAAAUCACGUGACGUGAGUACGAUUGUAUAGUUGCCAUAGAAACGAGCUCAUCCAGCAGCGUCCGGGCUCAGAACUGGAGCACACAACCUCAGCUGUAAAGAACUGCUCUGAUAUUCGACGGGUGUUCUUCUACGUGUCACCAUGCAUAACAACAAGAAUGGGAUGAUGCCAUUCCCACCACCUAUCAGCAAAGACAGGGUCAUUUGGGAUUUCCCACAGUGCUACAUGCCUGCAGCUUCUUUACAGUUGAAAGAAGACUGGGACCAUGAGGCUAAAGCAGCCUGUAAGGACAGGGCCAUCAGGCAUCAGCCAUGGGAUCGUCAGAAAAUGUCAAAAGUGGUGGUUGUUGGUGACCUAAAUGUUGGGAAGACCUGUCUCAUUAAUAGGUUUUGUAAAGAUGUGUUUGAAAGAGAUUACAAAGCUACCAUUGGAGUGGAUUUUGAGAUUGAAAGGUUUGAGAUAUCUGGAGUACCUUUCUCUCUUCAAAUCUGGGAUACUGCCGGGCAGGAAAAGUUCAAAUGCAUUGCGUCUGCAUACUACAGAGGUGCUCAUGUUAUUAUCACAGUCUUUGACAUGGCUGACAUUAAGUCCUUGGAUCAUACACACCAAUGGUUAGAGGAGGCCUUGAGGGAAAAUGACCCUGAUUCCUGUUUCAUCUUCCUAGUUGGCACUAAGAGUGACCUGCUGUCUAGAGAAGAAAGACUGAGGACAGAAAAAGAUGCCAUAAAGAUAGCAACAGAAAUGAAAGCGGAGUUCUGGGCUGUUUCAUCCAAAACAGGGGAGAAUGUGCAAGAGUUUUUCUUCCGAGUUGCAGCUCUGUCUUUUGAGAAGUGCAUACUGAGGGAUAUGGAGAAUGGGCUCCCCGCCACCAUCGGACAAGGAGACAGUAUCAGAUCAGAUCGGGCUAAUCUGGAGGAGGAAACACCACAAGGCAUGAAGAGACGCUGCUGCUGAUGAGGCAAACUAACUCUAAAAGAGAGCUUUCAUCAAGAGGAAGAACAUACAAAGGCUCUGUUCUGAGCUUCAAAGUUACUGGCCAUGUCCCAUUGGACUGAAACGUGCCUUAGGACAUAUUGCAUGCAUCUGGAUGUUUGCAAAACAGUUCGACCCAUAUGCAUUUCCUACUGGAAUACAGCUUACAGUCAUGGAUUGUUUGCUUUUACAGAUACUUAAAUUUGCCAUUUUUAUGGAAUAACAGACCACAACUUGAAAAUGAUUCAUCACAAAUUAUAAUUUGUGAGAUGGAACUGCCAGAAGACAAAUCACUUUACCCUGGGAGUAACUAAUGCUACGUUAGUCCAGAUGAUUGUGAUUCUUGUCAUGUUGUAUUGAUAUCUGAAAUCUGUUUUCGUGUGGAUGCUUUAGAUGUUGUCUUCUUUUCUCAUACAGUAUUGCUGUGGAAUAUUGUCUCAGCCACUUUUUGUGAGCUGUUAAAUGCUUAACAUUUAGAAAAGAACGUAAGAUAGAUUUUUCCAGAGGGAAUGAAAAUGGUUCCAUUUACUCUCUAGUAAUACAUUUUUAAAAGAGUACAUGUUCAUUUUAUCUUUUUAAUCAGUAUAUAGUGAUUACAAAUAAUGUGAUGUCUUACCAAAUGUAUAAAAAAUAUAUGUUAUCAUGGAUUAUAAUUGACAUGCAUUAAUAAAAACAGUAUUGUGUCAAAUUUA